Ictalurus punctatus (channel catfish) is the source of this 2644-nucleotide messenger RNA. Its product is annotated as putative protocadherin beta-18. Gene Ontology annotation, biological process: homophilic cell-cell adhesion. Gene Ontology annotation, molecular function: calcium ion binding. Gene Ontology annotation, cellular component: plasma membrane. The transcript has a single exon. NCBI's taxonomy places the organism in Eukaryota, Metazoa, Chordata, Actinopteri, Siluriformes, Ictaluridae. The record is from RefSeq and is a predicted model, not a curated record. The coding region runs from base 188 to 2626 and encodes 812 amino acids.
CGUAGAUUUCACUCAGAGGCGGUGGAAGCAGCUGUGAAAAAAUACGAUUUUUAAAAAUAUUUUGUUUAAUCGAUAUUAGCAUUCUCUAUUUUACAAGCCAGUGUGGUUAUUUUCAGUUGACAUUUUACGUUGCAUUCUCACCUUGUUGGAUUUACUAUACUCUGAAUCUGAAUUUCGUCGAGAGAAAAUGCCUAACAGAACAAUGGCGAUGCAAGUCCUGUUGUUUAUUUGGAUCCUCAUGCUCAACGCAGUGCACGGACAGGUCAGUUACUCCAUUCCUGAGGAAAUGCCAAAAGGCUCUUUAGUUGGUGACAUUGCUCAGGAUUUGGGUUUAGAUGGACAAAGACUAAAAUCAGGUAAAGCUCGUAUUUAUACGGGAGACAACGCUGAAUACAUCGAGCUGAAUAAAGAAAGGGGAGUGUUGCUUGUUAAAGAGAGGAUAGACCGAGAGUCACUGUGCGGACAGACUACGCCUUGUGCUCUGCAUUUUCAGAUUACACUGGAAAAUCCCAUGGAGCUGUUUAGUGUCACAGUUGAAAUCACAGAUAUAAACGAUAAUGCUCCCAACUUUAAAAACAACGAGAAACGAUUUGAAAUAAGUGAGUCUGCGAUUGUCGGGUCGAAGUUUGUAUUAGAGAAAGCGAUAGACACCGACAUUGGCACUAACAGCCUGCAAACAUAUACUUUAACACCAACGAACAAUUUUAAAUUAAAACUUGAGAGUCAAACUGAUGGAAGUAGAAAGGUUGAAAUGGUUUUGCAAAAACCUCUCGACCGCGAAAAGCAGGAAAAUAUAUCCUUACUGUUGACAGCCAUAGAUGGCGGCGAACCGCAGAUGUCAGGAACAUUUCAUAUCCAUAUUUCUGUCCUUGAUGCGAAUGACAAUGCACCCGUUUUUACAAAACCACUGUAUAAAGCCGUAGUAAUGGAGAAUUCUGCUAAAGGAUCAUUGGUAACCAGGGUCAGUGCGUCCGAUGAGGACAAAGGAUUAAAUGGACAUGUUAAUUAUGUAAUCUCUAAUACUGAUGUCGUAUCGGAAUUAUUCAGAAUAAAUGAAAACGGUGAAGUUAUUUUGCUUGGUGAAGCUGACUAUGAAAAAGCAACGACUUAUCAAAUUGAUAUUGAGGCCAUAGAUAAUGGUGGGUUGUCUGAUUCGAGCAAAAUACUUGUAGAUGUGACUGAUGUGAACGACAACCCUCCAAGUAUUGAUAUUAUAUCGAGAUCCAAUUCAGUGAAUGAAAACUCUUCUCCAAAUACGGCUAUAGCUAUCAUAAGCGUCAACGAUCGCGACGCGGGGGACAAUGGACACGUGAUAUGCAGCAUUACUGAAAAUCUCCCCUAUGCAAUCAAAUCAACCGGUUCAGGGUUUUACAGCAUUGUUACAGAUAGUGAUUUAGACCGGGAGAGAGAGUCUGAGUAUAAUGUCACUGUAAUGUGCGCUGAUGAAGGAUCUCCAUCGCUCUCCAGUAGCAUCACUCUCUCUUUACAGAUAUCAGAUGUGAAUGAUAACGCACCUGUCUUUGAGAAGAGCUCAUAUGAGGCCUCCAUUUUAGAAAAUAAUUCACCAGGCCUCUCCAUAUUCACAGUCAAAGCCAGAGACGCAGACUCGAAACAGAAUGCCCGUAUUUCUUACAUACUGGAGGAGUCCUCGGUUAACGGAGUGCCUGUGUCCUCUUACGUGUCAGUCAGUGCUGAUAGUGGCAUUAUUCACGCACUGCGCUCUUUUGAUUACGAGCAAAUUAAACAUUUUAAUUUCCGUGUCAAAGCGCAGGAUGGAGGCAACCCGCCUCUCAGUAGCAACGUGAGUGUGAAAAUUAUUAUUCAGGACCAGAACGACAACGCGCCUCAGAUUCUGUAUCCAGUACAAACUGGUGGCUCUGUGGUGGCUGAAAUGGUGCUUCGUUCAGCAGAUGUGGGCUAUCUUGUCACUAAAGUGGUGGCUGUGGAUGUGGACUCUGGACAGAAUGCCUGGCUCUCAUAUAAACUGCAGAAAGCGACAGACAGAGCGCUGUUUGAAGUGGGCUUACAGAAUGGAGAAAUAAGAACUGUGCGUCAAGUCACUGAUAAAGAUGCUGUGAAACAGAAGCUCACUGUUGUAGUGGAGGACAACGGACAGCCCUCUCGUUCAGCUACAGUCAAUGUUAACGUGGCGGUGGCGGACACUUUCCCUGAAGUGCUCUCGGAGUUCACUGACUUUACGCACGACAAGGAAUACAACGACAACCUGACAUUUUAUCUAGUCCUGGCCUUGGCUGUAGUUUCUUUUCUCUUCAUCGUGUCCAUCAUAGCUAUACUAUCAGUGAAAUGCUACAGAUGGAGACGUGAGCGGAUGUUUUAUAAAUCCAGUGCCAAUCUGCCAGUUAUUCCGUAUUAUCCACCUCUUUACGCAGACGUCGGGGGAACAGGAACUUUACAACAUAUGUACAAUUACGAGGCUUACAGUACGAAUGACUCUAGAAAGAGUGAUCUGAAAUACGCCAGACCUCCUACUGAGAGCAUCAUUAGUCUGGACUCUAAUGGAACACAGACCUUUACGCAUGCGCAUAUGGGGAAACCUGCUGUCUCUGAUGAUCAGGUGAGGUCUAGGAAGUUGUGCUUAAUGACACAAUUAAUUUAUUAUACAUAACUGUAAUGUAUAAUAAAU